GUGCUUACUAAUAGCCUGUAAAAGGAAAGGGCGAACCUCGGGGUAAGGUAUAGUUGUGCGACACGGUUCGUAGCUUGACGCUUUUUGCCGGAAGAGCGCUGGUGCUGUUCUGGGAUUCAGCGCGUGAGACAAGAUGCUCAAGUCCAAGACUUUCUUAAAAAAGACGCGGGCGGGCGGCGUGAUGAAGAUCGUGCGCGAGCACUACCUGCGGGACGACAUCGGCUGCGGUGCGCCAGGGUGCGCGGCGUGCGGCGGUGCGCACGAGGGGCCGGUCCUCGAGCCCCAGCCCUUGGACCCGGCGAGCAGCCUCUGCCCGCAGCCGCACUACUUACUGCCUGACACCAACGUGCUGCUGCACCAGAUUGAUGUUCUUGAGGAUCCUGCCAUCAGGAAUGUAAUUGUGCUGCAAACAGUUCUCCAAGAAGUGAGAAAUCGGAGUGCUCCGGUAUAUAAACGAAUCCGAGAUGUGACUAAUAACCAGGAGAAGCAUUUCUAUACCUUCACUAAUGAGCACCAUAGGGAAACUUACGUCGAACAAGAACAGGGAGAAAAUGCUAAUGACAGGAAUGAUAGAGCCAUUCGAGUAGCAGCAAAAUGGUACAAUGAACAUUUGAAGAAAAUGUCAGCAGAGAAUCAGCUGCAAGUUAUCUUCAUAACAAAUGACAGGAAGAACAAAGAGAAAGCCAUAGAAGAAGGAAUACCAGCUUUCACUUGUGAAGAAUACGUCAAGAGCCUAACUGCGAACCCCGAACUCAUAGAUCGUCUUGCUUGUUUGUCUGAAGAAGGGAAUGAAAUAGAAAGUGGAAAAAUAAUAUUUUCAGAGCAUCUUCCCUUAAGUAAGCUACAACAAGGCAUAAAAUCUGGUACAUACCUUCAAGGAACAUUUAGAGCCAGCAGGGAAAAUUACUUAGAAGCUACAGUAUGGGUUCAUGGAGACACUGAAGAAAAUAAAGAGAUAAUCUUACAAGGACUUAAAAAUUUAAACCGAGCUAUUCAUGAAGAUAUUGUGGCUGUGGAGCUUCUCCCCAAGAAUCAGUGGGUAGCACCAUCUUCUGUGGUUUUACAUGAUGAAGGCCAAAAUGAAGAUGAUGUGGAGAAAGAAGAGGAGAGAGCACGCAUUCUUAAGACUGCUGUAAAUGAAAAAAUGUUAAAGCCUACAGGUAGAGUUGUUGGAAUAAUAAAAAGGAAUUGGAGGCCAUAUUGUGGCAUGCUUUCUAAAUCUGAUAUUAAGGAGUCAAGAAGACAUCUCUUUACACCUGCUGAUAAGAGAAUCCCUAGAAUUCGGAUUGAAACCAGACAGGCUUCUACAUUAGAAGGACGGAGAAUUAUUGUUGCUGUUGAUGGUUGGCCCAGAAAUUCCAGAUAUCCAAACGGACACUUUGUAAAAAAUUUAGGGGAAGUUGGAGAUAAAGAGACGGAAACAGAAGUUUUGUUACUUGAGCAUGAUGUUCCCCAUCAGCCUUUUUCACAGGCUGUUCUUAGCUUUCUACCAAAGAUGCCGUGGAGCAUUACUGAACAGGACAUGAAAAAUCGAGAAGACCUGAGACAUCUGUGUGUUUGUAGUGUGGACCCACCAGGAUGUACUGAUAUAGAUGAUGCUCUACAUUGUAGAGAACUUGAAAAUGGAAAUUUGGAGGUUGGUGUUCAUAUUGCUGAUGUUAGCCAUUUCAUUAGGCCAGGAAAUGCUUUAGACCAAGAAUCAGCCAGAAGGGGAACAACUGUGUAUCUUUGUGAGAAGAGGAUUGACAUGGUUCCGGAGUUGCUUAGCUCUAACUUAUGUUCCUUAAGAUGUAACGUUGACAGGUUGGCAUUUUCAUGUAUUUGGGAAAUGAAUCGUAAAGCUGAAAUCUUAAAAACGAGGUUUACCAAAAGUGCCAUUAAUUCAAAGGCUUCCCUUACAUAUGCUGAAGCUCAGAUGAGAAUUGAUUCAGCAGCCAUGAAUGAUGAUAUUACCACCAGUCUCCGUGGACUAAAUAAACUAGCUAAAAUCUUGAAAAAAAGAAGAAUCGAAAAAGGGGCUUUGACUCUUUCUUCUCCAGAAGUUCGAUUCCACAUGGACAGUGAAACUCAUGAUCCUAUAGAUCUGCAGACCAAGGAACUUAGAGAAACAAAUUCCAUGGUAGAAGAAUUUAUGUUACUUGCCAAUAUCUCUGUUGCAAAAAAAAUUCAUGAAGAAUUUUCUGAACAUGCUCUGCUUCGAAAACAUCCUGCUCCUCCUCCAUCAAAUUAUGAAAUUCUUAUUAAGGCAGCUAAAUCCAAGAAUUUGGAAAUUAAAACUGAUACAGCCAAGUCGUUGGCCGACUCUUUGGACCGGGCUGAUUCUCCUAGUUUCCCGUAUCUAAACACUCUAUUAAGAAUAUUAGCCACUCGCUGUAUGAUGCAAGCUGUAUACUUCUGCUCUGGAAUGGAUAAUGAUUUUCAUCACUAUGGCUUAGCAUCACCAAUAUACACACAUUUUACUUCGCCCAUCAGAAGAUAUGCAGACAUCAUUGUUCACCGGUUGUUGGCUGUGGCUAUCGGGGCUGACUGCACUUAUCCAGAGUUGACAGACAAACACAAGCUUGCAGAUUUAUGUAAAAAUCUCAAUUUCCGGCACAAAAUGGCUCAAUAUGCCCAACGUGCAUCAGUGGCUUUUCAUACCCAGUUAUUUUUCAAAAGCAAAGGAAUAGUAAGCGAAGAAGCCUAUAUUCUGUUCGUAAGAAAGAAUGCGAUUGUGGUGUUAAUUCCAAAGUAUGGUUUAGAAGGUACAGUCUUUUUUGAAGAAAAGGAUAAACCAAAGCCACGGCUUUUUUAUGAUGAUGAGAUACCUUCACUUAAAAUAGAGGAUACAGUGUUCCAUAUAUUUGAUAAAGUUAAAGUGAAAAUCAUGUUAGACUCAUCUAAUCUUCAGCAUCAGAAAAUCCGAAUGUCCCUGGUAGAACCACAGAUACCAGGAAUAAGCAUUCCCACUGAUGCCUCAAACAUGGACAUUAAUGAACCAGAGAGAAAGAAGAAGAAGAUUGAAAAAUAGCUACAGUCAAAAAAUAAACUUCAAAGAUUGGUUUCCUUUUAAAAAAAAAUUGAAAGACACUUCUAAAUCUAAGAAGUGUGUGAUACAGUUUGUUACUUUUAAGUACAUUUUAAUAAUUUUAAAAAUUUGCAUUUUUAUUGAA
Molecule: messenger RNA, 3152 nt
Organism: Diceros bicornis minor
Lineage: Eukaryota; Metazoa; Chordata; Mammalia; Perissodactyla; Rhinocerotidae
Gene: DIS3
Product: DIS3 homolog, exosome endoribonuclease and 3'-5' exoribonuclease
Exons: 21
Coding region: 134-3010 (958 amino acids)
Biological process (GO): rRNA catabolic process
Cellular component (GO): cytoplasmic exosome (RNase complex); nuclear exosome (RNase complex)
Molecular function (GO): RNA binding; 3'-5'-RNA exonuclease activity; endonuclease activity
Source: RefSeq, a predicted model, not a curated record